Messenger RNA from Dermatophagoides pteronyssinus (European house dust mite), 2184 nucleotides. RefSeq lists its product as uncharacterized. Gene Ontology annotation, molecular function: mRNA binding. Gene Ontology annotation, cellular component: cytoplasmic stress granule. Gene Ontology annotation, biological process: regulation of mRNA stability; nuclear-transcribed mRNA catabolic process, nonsense-mediated decay; cytoplasmic stress granule assembly. NCBI's taxonomy places the organism in Eukaryota, Metazoa, Arthropoda, Arachnida, Sarcoptiformes, Pyroglyphidae. The record is from RefSeq and is a predicted model, not a curated record.
CUCGCUCAUGAGUAUAUUUGUGUGUGUGUGAAUGACUGUUUUUUUUAUCUUUUCUGAUCUUGAUGAAAUAUUGAAAUAUCUAUUGUUGAAAGAGAUUAUCAACCGAAAAAAAACAGGACACUCAAAAAUUCUGAAACUAAAAUUCUCUUGUUAAUUUUUUGUUUAUUAUUUUUUGUUUAGUUUUUUGUUUCUUUUUCGAUUUUGUUUUUUUUUCAAUUGAUUUUAAUUUGUUAUUCUUUUUGUAUGCGAAAAAAAGGUUUCAAAAUGCAUUGAGAAAAAAUUGAAAACAAAAUCGAGAUUUUUUUUUUAUUGAACGAAAUCAGUUUUGGUUUUCAUGAAAUACGGUUAUUUUUUCCUGAUUUGAUUAAUGUGAUCAAAACUGUCUGUAUUUGUUUUUUUGUUUCGAAUUGCUUGAUUGAAUGGAUUCUUCCAAUCCAAAUAUAAAAAACAAUACGACCACAACAUUUAUUGUUGAUAAUCAAUCGCUCAAUGGUAAUUCGUCCUUUCAUCAUUACAACAAUAAUUCUCUUUAUCAUCAACAACAAAAUUUAUCAUCAAUGAAUCAAACAAGCGGCAAUAAUAUUAAUAAUAAUAGUAACGGCCAGAUUUUGGUACCGUCGCAGACUACAACGGCAGCCAAUACCAUAGCCACUGGUACAACAACGGCUAACGCCGAAAAUCCGAAAACUUUAUACGUGGGCAAUUUAGAUUCAUCCAUCAAUGAAACUUUUAUACAUACAUUAUUCGCACCUUUUGGCCAUAUCAAUGGAUUGAAAUUGAUAACUGAUAAUCAAAACGAUCUAUAUUGUUUUAUCGAAUAUGAGGAUCAUUCUUCCGCAGCGACAGCCAUCUUGACUAUGAACAAACGCUUGUGUUUAGAUCGAGAAAUGAAAGUCAAUUGGGCUUCAAAUUCCAGUGGUGCUAGUGGCCAAAAAACCGAUACAUCGAAGCAUUUUCAUAUAUUCGUUGGUGAUCUUAGUCCGGAAAUUGAAACACAACAAUUACGAGAAGCUUUCACAGUUUUCGGUGAGAUAUCAGAUUGUCGUGUUGUUCGUGAUUCACAUACAUUCAAAUCCAAAGGCUACGGGUUUGUAUCUUUUGUUAAGCGGCAAGAUGCUGAGAAUGCCAUUGCUGGAAUGAAUGGCCAAUGGCUAGGUCAUCGGCCUAUACGCACAAAUUGGGCAACAAGAAAAAUGACUUCAUUAAAAGGUUCCAGCGGAGGAGGAAUUGGUAGUGUUGGUAUUAGUAGCAAUGAUAAUAACAUGGUGAUUGGACCUAAUGUCAAUAAUCGUACAAUGAAAUAUGAUGAAGUUUUCAAUUCAUCUAGCAUUACUAAUUGUACAGUUUAUUGCGGUGGCAUAAUAAAUGGACUAACAGAAGAAUUGAUGCAAAAAACAUUUUGUCGUUUCGGUACGAUUCAAGAGAUUCGUGUCUUCAAAGAAAAAGGUUAUGCAUUCAUCAAGUUUACCUGUAAAGAAGCAGCUACAAAUGCAAUCGUUAUGAUGAACAAUCAAGAAAUAUUAGGACAAACUGUCAAAUGUUCCUGGGGUAAAGAGACAAAUGAUGCUGUCUCAUUGAUGGGAAUGCCGACAACCACUUCGAAUUUAAAUGCGGCUGCGGUAGCAGCAGCAGUCGCCGCACAAGCAAAUUUAGCAGCUGCAGCUGCAACAACACCUUUGAUUUAUCCAUACGGGCAUCAUACUCAUCCUCAGCAACAAUUGUCUUAUUGGUAUCAACCGACAGCGUUUCAAACUGCUGCUGCUAUUCAUGCUGGUCAUCCACAAGCGACACCUGCAUCGCAACAUCCAUCAUCGGUUGCGGCUGCAACUAAUCAUCACCAUCAUCAUCAUCCGCAUCAUCAGACCCAAUAUACCACCGUCCAAACUACUCCUACCGGUCUUCAAUAUCCAUAUAAUCAACAUCAUCAAUAUUAUUCUUCAAUGGCAGCAGCCGUAGCAGCUGGCCAAACGCCUAGUGCUGCCGCUGGAUUCAAUACAUCACCAAUGGCCAUACCAAUAUCUGCUGCUUGGACAACCCAACCACCCCUAGCAAGUACAUUGACCAAUAAUUCAUCAUCAGCAGCUUCUGGUUAUCCAACGAUUCAAGGAUAUCAGGCUCAAUGAACAGCAAAAAAAACUUAAUUAAAAAUAUGGAAGCCAUAAUCAAUUAGACUACACAGCAACA